Emiliania huxleyi CCMP1516 is the source of this 153-nucleotide messenger RNA. RefSeq lists its product as hypothetical. The record is from RefSeq and is a predicted model, not a curated record. Gene Ontology annotation, biological process: protein sumoylation. The annotation marks the transcript as partial. Gene Ontology annotation, cellular component: nucleus. NCBI's taxonomy places the organism in Eukaryota, Haptophyta, Isochrysidales, Noelaerhabdaceae. The transcript is spliced from 2 exons. Gene Ontology annotation, molecular function: protein tag activity; ubiquitin-like protein ligase binding.
AAGAAGACGACGCCGCUGUCUAAGCUCAUGCGCGCCUUCUGCGAGCGCCAAGGCAAGGCCGAGGACGAGGUCCGCUUCGUCUUCGAUGGCGAGCGCCUCCGCAGCGACCAAACGCCGGCCGAGGUGGACAUGGAGGAUGGCGACGUGAUCGAU